ACUCCUUUGAAACAAGCUAGAAUGAAACGGCGCUCAGAGGCUGGGUUAGCAGCCUAUGAACAGGCAAGGAACAGCCGGCUCGGGGAAUACAACAAUGUGCCACCCAGCCCUUUCGCAGUGAACCUCCUCCCGGAGAAAUUCUCCGAGACUGAAGCGGCGGCCGCAGGAAGAGGAGGCGCCACAGCCGCCUGAUUUUGGCACGGGGUCCGUCGGAAAAGUUUCGUAGCUCCCCGCCGGAUCCUCCUCCGCUGCUCGCCUCUCUUCCUUGUUCUUGGGGGUUUACCGCAGAGUCCCGUCAACACGCCGCAAGGGGCAAACGGCCUGCGAGGAGCCAAAGCGCCGCCUCAGCCGUCAUGUCGCAGCCAACGAAAGGCAAGAAGCAACCCACCAAAGAGCAUGGAAGUAAAAAUGCAAGUGGAGCAUCAAAAGAGAAGAAAGGAGCAGAAGCAACUGAGAAGAGAACUGUAAUUACUAGCAAAAGUGAAUCACCCAAAAGCCAGACCAGUGGAGUUUCUUCAGUUAAUAAGGCCCAGACUUCUGUUGCAUCAAAGACGUCAACUAUGAAACCUGCUGAAGCAAAGGCUUCCUCAAGCCAACAGCAGACACGUGGAGUGGACUCCCAGAAAAGAAAAAGAAACAGGAAGAAGGCAACACCAAAACCAAAGGCAGAACCUGAAAAAGUACUACAGGAUAAAAAGGCAGAUGAAUCCCAACCUGUCGCUCCAGUUGAAGGGAAGCAGAGAGAUCCUGGAGGGGCAAAAUGUUCAAGCAAAGAUUCUUUAGGGAAGGAGCCUAAGCAACCAAGUUUGGGAAAAGAAGCCGCUGCUCAAAAUGCCAAGUCAACACAGUUGGCAACAACUGAAGAAGGAAAGGCUAACACUGACAACAAACCAUUGGCUUCCAAGGUAGCUGUUGGCACAGCUGGAACAGUUACAGCUGCUGCUUUGACUGCUACAACUGCAGAGACUAAAGAAGACAAACGGGCAACUCCUGCCCCAGUUACUGCAGACAGUAAACCAGCAGAAAAGUCUGAUUUAGAUACUGCCUUAGAUGAUUUAAUAAAUACACUUGGAAGUCCUGAAGAAAAUGAACCACCUGCUCCGACAUAUACUGGACCAGAAGUUUCGGACCCAAUGUUGUCCUUAAACAUAGAAGAAUUGGGCAAACGGGAGAGCACAAUUCCUCCAGAAUACAGGAAAUUAUUGGAGAGUAAAGGUGAUGGUAAAAUAACUUCUCCAUCGGUUGCAGUAGGAGAAUCACAGCCAACAAUGACAGACGAUGACCUUGCAGAUGCUCUGUCAUCUGAUUUCACUUGCACUAUUGUACCAUCUGCUGGAGAAAAGGAAGUCAGGCCAAAAGAGCCUGCAGCAAAAGAUGAGCUUUUACAAGCCCAUUCUACAACAUCGGUCAGCAGUUCGGCUCCUCCCAAAGAGAAGAAACCAAAACUGGAAGAGGUGACAAUUAGUGAUAGUGCCCUGGAUGCUCUUGUGGAUACACUUGGUAUGCCAGAACCUGAACCUGAAGAAGAUACUAGUUCCAUCGUUGAAGUUGAAGAGCCAAAGGCCGUAGAAAGGAAAGAAAAGAAACCCGGUGAACGUGAUGAUACAAUUCCUCCUGAAUACAGAUUAAAACCAACCUUGGAUAAAGAUGGGAAACCACUGUUGCCAACACCCGAAGAGAAACCAAAGCCAAUUACUGAGACUGAACUCAUUGAUGAAUUUUCAAAAGACUUUGUCUGUCCUGCUUCCUCCACAGAAAAAUCAAAACCAGCUGAACUUGCUGACAAAUCUAAGAAACCUGUGGCAGAUGAGCCCUCCAAAACUCCCAAAGAAAAAGUAGCUGCAUCUCCUAUAGCUCUUCCUGUGCAACCUUUGGCUCCAUCAAAAGUUUCACCAAAGCCCGAGUCAACUAAGCCCCAGAACACAUCUGCAGAAGAAGCUGUCUCAGCUUCAACUGUGCCUUCUGUGAAAUCUUCAGCUCCUACAGUCACUUCUCCAAGCACACAAGCAACUAAUGAAGCACUAGAAGCCUUAUCUGGAAGCCUAGGAAAAAAUGAACCUGCUCCAGAAGAAAAAAAACCUGCGGUGGAUAAAGUUAAAGAAAAAUCAAAAAAAGAGAAACAUGAGAAACUUGGGGAAAAGGAAGAGACCAUCCCUCCGGAUUACAGAUUAACUGAAGUAAAGGAUAAAGAUGGGAAGCCACUUUUGCCAAAACCUGAAGAAAAGCCUCAGCCCCUGAGUGAAAGUGAACUGCUUGAUGCUUUGUCUGAAGGGUUUUCUUGUUCUGCACCAGCAUCAACAACAGAAACACCAUUGAAAUCUACAGGUCCUAGCAAGCCUGCUGUUCCUGCAGAAGAGGUGAUUUCUGCUGCUGCUGCUUCUGCUGUGCAUUCUUCUGUUCCAAAAGAAGCCGUCCUCCCAGGUAGGAAAGAUCUUGACGAUGCUGCAGACCUUCUUGCUGACACACUGGGACAAAGAGAGCCUGACCCAGAUGAAAACAAACCAUUUUUGGAUAAAGUAAAGGAAAAAGCCAAAGCUGAACAUUUGGACAAACUUGGAGAAAGAGAUGAUACAAUCCCUCCUGAAUAUAGACAUCUUCUGGAUUCAGAUGAAAAGGGUAAACCUAUAAAGCCAAAAGAUAAAGAUGGUGAGAAACCCAAAGAACAAACGAAGCCAGACAGUGACUCAGCAGCCAUUGAUGCUCUUUCUGGGGAUUUCGACCAUUGUGUUAAACCUGUUUCCCAGCCACCUUCAACAAAGGAGGAGAAAUCAAAAGGUGCUGCCUCAUCUAAACCUAGGAAGGAGGAAAAGAAAUCCAAAACACCCAAGAAGGCAAAAGAGCAAUCUUCCACUGCAAAAUCUGAAAAACAAAAAAAAAGUUAAAUGUCAUCAGGGAUCCAUUGUUGUACACUUGAAGUAACAGAUGGAUAACCUACAUGAAGCAUCAGACCCCUUUUGCAGUCCCUGGAGGCCUUUCCUGAAAAUAUCAGCACCAAAAUACAGAGGCGCAUUUUUGCCUUGUUUCUUACAAAUAACAAGCAAAAUCAAAUCAUUCACAAAAGAAAUAAGUUUGCUCUCUCUGGUGAAAAUAGAUCACUGCCAUAAUCCUUGAAGUUGGAAUAAAUCAUUUAAAAAAACCAUUUUCUCCCUGUGACUGUUGUUGGCUGUCCCUGAGCUAAUUUUUUCUACAGACCUCUGGUUAAUUUUGAAGCAUACUGCAAAAGAUAAGUUCAGAACUACAGUAAGAACUCUUUCCCAGCCGCUUGGAAAGAAUGAGAGAAUGAGUGUGCCCACUGCCACCAUCCAGCCUUUGCUUAUGCCCCAUCGGGUAGCCUGAUAAAAAAAAACCAACAACCCUUUGAUAUUUGUUUUUAAAAAGUCUGCUAGCCUUUUUAAUGAAACACUAGUUUUAGGAACAAAGCAAAUUUGAUUAAACAAGGAAAUUAUGUUCAGUAAGAGGAUUCUAUUUAUAAGAAACAUCAUAGGUGCAAUGUUAUGUUCUUAUAUCCUGGCUUUUGUUUUUGUAUCGAGUCACAAAGUUGAGAUGAACAGCUCUAUAAAUUCUAUAUUAUUGGUUAGUUUAAGUUUAAAUCAACGCUGUUUAUCCUGCUAAUCUAAAUAUUUUAGUUUUUUGAUUUAAAAUUCCUGCCUCAGCUGUUGAAUGUUAUGACACACUUCCUUUUAAGAACAGAACAUAUUUUUAUCUUUUCAGAAUGUUUAUCACCAGCGUGAAAAUUUUUUAUUUUGAUGGAUAGCUGUAUUUGAACAAAAGCAGUUUUGCAAAAAGAUAGCAUCUUGGACAUUUUAUGAUAUUGGGCUACGUUGGCAUGCAAAGCAUUUAUUUUGCUAUUUUCAAGGAUGAACUCACAUUUUCUAGGCACUUACUUUAUUGUCUGUAUUAUUGUCAUUUUCUUAAGUUUUGAGAAGAAAAGAAUGCUUUAUAUUUGUAAGAAAGAUAUUUCUUAUGGAUUUAAUAGGAGUGAAAUAUGCAAAAUUUUGCACAUAAUCUACCCACAGUGCCUGUAAAUCUCAGUGAAUUUUGCUAGUUUGUUAUAAAAGGAAUGCUUUAAAUAUGACUUUGGUUGCCUUCUUAGGCCAAUUGCCUAUGAGUAUUUUUGCUGGAGAAUUGUUAGGGGAAAAUGAGUAAAUAGUUGCAAAGUUUUCAAAAUUGGAGCAGAGUAGAAGCUUCUACGUUGCAGCCUUGGCUUCUUAUCAAAUAACGAACAGUGCCAUUCCCUAAAACCUGCAUCGUAUAAAAAGCAUUUGUGCUAAAUCUGUCAUUGGUUUCCUGGGAAAGAUAGAGAGAAAAGUAACUAGUACUUUUCCCACCAACCCUCUCCCCCAAAACUGUUCUAUACUAUCUGCUUUACUCUGAGCAAUAUGUAACACAAGAGCCGAAAACAUAGGAUGGCAUAAUAACCAUCCAUAGAAUUGAGAACAUGCAAAGAAUCCUUAUCCUUGUUUUUCAAACUAAGCAACUUUUGAGAUAUGUGCCUUUCAAUUCCUUUGAUUUCCCAACCAGGUAUUCUGGGAUUUAAAGUCCACACAUCUUAAAGUUGUCAAGUUCAAGAAACACUGUCCUAGAGUAUAAAUACACAGCACAGCUGAUUUCAUAAUAAUUCUUAAUCAAAUUUAAGUGCUUUCCUUUCUUAAGUAUUCCAUGCAGGGUAUGUGAGAGAUGGAUAUAGUUCCAGAUUCAGAUGUGCUUUGAAAUCCAUGUUAAAAUUAUCACACCUGUUCUUAGGCAGCUGACUCUAUAAACUAAACCAACCUUAGUUGCUCCAGGAAUCUUAACUGUGUGAUUCCUUUUCACCUGCAUGGGAUUAAAAGAAAGAGCAUGGUGUUUUCUAUCACAAUGUUUACUUUUUUCAAAUGGAUUCAAUAAAAGAUUUCCUUGUGGAUUACAUCUUUCAUACUGAAGACAAUGAGACUGUCCUUAAUUACAUGUAAUGUCAAUACUGAACUGUACUUGACAUUUUAAUGUGGCACACUAAUAAACAUUUUAUGUAUUACUUUA
Messenger RNA from Thamnophis elegans (Western terrestrial garter snake), 5016 nucleotides. It is a transcript of the gene CAST, whose product is annotated as calpastatin. The transcript is spliced from 33 exons. Lineage: Eukaryota; Metazoa; Chordata; Lepidosauria; Squamata; Natricidae. Bases 354 to 2882 code for a protein of 842 amino acids. Gene Ontology annotation, molecular function: calcium-dependent cysteine-type endopeptidase inhibitor activity. The record is from RefSeq and is a predicted model, not a curated record. Gene Ontology annotation, cellular component: cytoplasm.